CUCCUCUUUUCAGGCUCAGAGGCAAGCCAAUCUCCCAUCCUUAGGUCUGCUCCUUUUCUUGCAGGCUUGCUUGAAUCUGCAGGAAGAUGUCUCGCUUCUUAGACAGCAUUUCCACCAUCAUCAGCGUCUUUCACAAACAUGCAAAGGAAGAUGGAGACUGCUCCAACCUCAGCCAAAGGAAGAUGAAGGAGUUCAUCCGGAGGGAGUUUGCAGAUAUCAUAGAUAAGCCGCAUGACCCUCAGACGGUUGACAAGAUUCUGCAGUUUCUGGAGUGGGAUGGUGAUGGGGAAAUAGAUUUUAAUGAGUUCCUGCUUUUGGUGUUCAGAGUGGCUAAGGCCUGCUACUGGUACCUGCCAAAGGGACCAUGCCUCCUGCAAAGAACAAAGCUGACAACCGGUGGCAAGUCACUCCAAGAUCCUGACAUUAAGAACAGAGGGAGCCAUCAGCAGCUCCAGGGGGAGGAACAACAAACUAGUGAGAGUAAAUAUCAUCCCCCCUGUGAACCUCAGCUGCAACGAGACACCAGGAUCAACGAGCUUGAAACGCUAAAGGAAAUGGGGAGUCAUCACCAGCAACAUAACACGCAAAGCAAAAACGAUGCAAAACAAAGUAGCAAGCCAGGGGAGCCAAUCCCUCAGGAAUAUGAAGAACGAAACCAAAAGCCACAUAACCAACAGAAGAGCCAAAAUAGACGUCAGCCACCAGAGCCAGACAGACGAGCAAAAGUACGACACCGCAAGUGCAGCAGCUUGCAAGCACAAGAGGCCAGACUGAAGGAAGAUGAGAGGCAAAAUCAAGAGGUGCUGCAGCCAGAACAACUGGCAGACGUGAGGAGUCGCAGCCAGAGCUGUGAACCUCAAGCACUGCCAAACCGGUGGAGUAGCCAUCAGCCACUUGAGACAACACUACCAACAUAUGAUCAAAAAACCCAGCAGCCACAAAAAGCAGAUAUAGAAAGUCACAAUCAGCCACGUAAACCUGAAUUACUGGCAGAAGAGAGAAGCCGCUACCAUGUACGUGAGCUGGAACAAAAAGCACUUGAAUGUAGCAGCCACAACCCACGUGAGCCUGAACGCCGGGACUCAAAAAACACAUACCAAUCAUACAUACAGAAACCGCUAGAACUCGACCACAGAUAUUAUGAGACUUCUGAGCCAAGGAAAAAAAACUCUGAAAAAGGGAAAAAAAAGGAACAUGACUUGGAAUAUCAAGAAGGUGAGAGAAACAUCCAUAUGAAUCAAGACCGGCAAAAACGAGAAGAUGCAAGGAAAAAAGAACUCAUACAGAACAAGAGGACCGAUCGCCAACGGGAGCUGGACCUGGAGCUCUAUGAGCGCCGCAGCCACCUGACGCGGGAAACAGAAGAGCAAGGUGCCACGACCAACCAGAGAGAGACACGCGAGACACGUGACCGUCAAACACGCGAGCCCAAAGACGAUGCAAGGAGACAACGUGAGUCGGUGAGGUACGAAAGAACACAAGAGACCGCAGUGGCAGCAGCAGAAGCCGACGUGAAGAUCCAGCGUGUGUCCCGGGAACUGGACCCACGUGAGGACGUGGAAAGGAGGGACCGUCCCCGGGAGUGCGAAGAACCAGAGGAUGAGAGGAGGAUUUGCCAGGGAAGAGAGAGGGAAGAGCCCGUGCGCGACAGGAGGAUCGAUCGCCAACGGGAGCUGGACCUGGAGCUCUAUGAGCGCCGCAGCCACCUGACGCGGGAAACGGAAGAGCAAGGUGCCACGACCAACCAGAGAGAGACACGCGAGACACGUGACCGUCAAACACGCGAGCCCAAAGACGAUGCAAGGAGACAACGUGAGUCGGUGAGGUACGAAAGGACACGAGAGACCGCAGUGGCAGCAGCAGAAGACAACGUGAAGAUCCAGUGUGUGUCCCGGGAACUGGACCCACGUGAGGACGUGGAAAGGAGGGACCGUCCCCGUGAGCGCAAAGAACCAGAGGAUGAGAGGAGGAUUUGCCAGGGAAGAGAGAGGGAAGAGCCCGUGCGCGACAGGAGGAUCGAUCGCCAACGGGAGCUGGACCUGGAGCUCUAUGAGCGCCGCAGCCACCUGACGCGGGAAACGGAAGAGCAAGAUGCCACGACCAACCAGAGAGAGACACGCGAGACACGUGACCGUCAAACACGCGAGCCCAAAGACGAUGCAAGGAGACAACGUGAGUCGGUGAGGUACGAAAGAACACAAGAGACCGCAGUAGCAGCAGCAGAAGCCGACGUGAACAUCCAGCGUGUGUCUCGGCAACAGGACCCGGGUGAGGACAUGGAAAGGAGGGACCGUCCCCGUGAGCGCAAAGAACCAGAGGAUGAGAGGAGGAUUUGCCAGGGAAGAGAGAGGGAAGAGCCCCUGCGCGACAGGAGGAUCGAUCGCCAACGGGAGCUGGAUCUGGAGCUCUAUGAGCGCCGCAGCCACCUGACGCGGGAAACAGAAGAGCAAGGUGCCACGACCAACCAGAGAGAGACACGCGAGACACGUGACCGUCAAACACGCGAGCCCAAAGACGAUGCAAGGAGACAACGUGAGUCGGUGAGGUACGAAAGGACACGAGAGACCGCAGUGGCAGCAGCAGAAGCCGACGUGAAGAUCCAGCGUGUGUCCCAGCAACAGGACCCACGUGAGGACAUGGAAAGGAGGGACCGUCCCCGGGAGUGCGAAGAACCAGAGGAUGAGAGGAGGAUUUGCCAGGGAAGAGAGAGGGAAGAGCCCGUACGCGACAGGAGGAUCGAUCGCCAACGGGAGCUGGACCUGGAGCUCUAUGAGCGCCGCAGCCACCUGACGCGGGAAACGGAAGAGCAAGGUGCCACGACCAACCAGAAAGAGACACGCGAGACACGUGACCGUCAAACACGCGAGCCCAAAGACGAUGCAAGGAGACAACGUGAGUCGGUGAGGUACGAAAGGACACAAGAGACCGCAGUGGCAGCAGCAGAAGCCGACGUGAACAUCCAGCGUGUGUCCCGGGAACUGGACCCACGUGAGGACAUGGAAAGGAGGGACCGUCCCCGGGAGUGCGAAGAACCAGAGGAUGAGAGGAGGAUUUGCCAGGGAAGAGAGAGGGAAGAGCCCGUGCGCGACAGGAGGAUCGAUCGCCAACGGGAGCUGGACCUGGAGCUCUAUGAGCGCCGCAGCCACCUGACGCGGGAAACGGAAGAGCAAGGUGCCACGACCAACCAGAGGGAGACACGCGAGACACGUGACCAUCAAACACGCGAGCCCAAAGACGAUGCAAGGAGACAACGUGAGUCGGUGAGGUGCGAAAGGACACGAGAGACCGCAGUGGCAGCAGCAGAAGCCGACGUGAACAUCCAGCGUGUGUCCCAGCAACAGGACCCACGUGAGGACGUGGAAAGGAGGGACCGUCCCCGGGAGUGCGAAGAAACAGAGGAUGAGAGGAGGAUUUGCCAAGGAAGAGAGAGGGAAGAGCCCGUGCGCGACAGGAAGAUCGAUCGCCAACGGGAGCUGGACCUGGAGCUCUAUGAGCGCCGCAGCCACCUGACGCGGGAAAAGGAAGAGCAAGGUGCCACGACCAACCAGAAAGAGACACGCGAGACACGUGACCGUCAAACACGCGAGCCCAAAGACAAUGCAAGGAGACAACGUGAGUCGGUGAGGUACGAAAGAACACAAGAGACCGCAGUAGCAGCAGCAGAAGCCGACGUGAACAUCCAGCGUGUGUCUCGGCAACAGGACCCGGGUGAGGACAUGGAAAGGAGGGACCGUCCCCGUGAGCGCAAAGAACCAGAGGAUGAGAGGAGGAUUUGCCAGGGAAGAGAGAGGGAAGAGCCCGUGCGCGACAGGAGGAUCGAUCGCCAACGGGAGCUGGACCUGGAGCUCUAUGAGCGCCGCAGCCACCUGACGCGGGAAACGGAAGAGCAAGGUGCCACAACCAACCAGAGAGAGACACGCGAGACACAUGACCGUCAAACACGCGAGCCCAAAGACAAUGCAAGGAGACAACGUGAGUCGGUGAGGUGCGAAAGGACACGAGAGACCGCAGUGGCAGCAGCAGAAGCCGACGUGAACAUCCAGCGUGUGUCCCAGCAACAGGACCCACGUGAGGACAUGGAAAGGAGGGACCGUCCCCGUGAGCGCAAAGAACCAGAGGAUGAGAGGAGGAUUUGCCAGGGAAGAGAGAGGGAAGAGCCCGUGCGCGACAGGAGGAUCGAUCGCCAACGGGAGCUGGACCUGGAGCUCUAUGAGCGCCGCAGCCACCUGACGCGGGAAACGGAAGAGCAAGAUGCCACGACCAACCAGAGAGAGACACGCGAGACACGUGACCGUCAAACACGCGAGCCCAAAGACGAUGCAAGGAGACAACGACCCGGGUGA
Molecule: messenger RNA, 4343 nt
Organism: Aquila chrysaetos chrysaetos
Lineage: Eukaryota; Metazoa; Chordata; Aves; Accipitriformes; Accipitridae
Gene: TCHH
Product: trichohyalin
Exons: 4
Coding region: 87-4343 (1418 amino acids)
Biological process (GO): positive regulation of cell cycle G1/S phase transition; regulation of phosphatidylinositol 3-kinase/protein kinase B signal transduction; cellular response to cytokine stimulus
Cellular component (GO): cytoplasm
Molecular function (GO): transition metal ion binding; calcium ion binding
Source: RefSeq, a predicted model, not a curated record